This is a messenger RNA of Telopea speciosissima, 627 nucleotides long. Its product is annotated as NADH dehydrogenase [ubiquinone] iron-sulfur protein 6, mitochondrial-like. The transcript is spliced from 3 exons. Gene Ontology annotation, biological process: mitochondrial electron transport, NADH to ubiquinone. Lineage: Eukaryota; Viridiplantae; Streptophyta; Magnoliopsida; Proteales; Proteaceae. The record is from RefSeq and is a predicted model, not a curated record. The coding region runs from base 59 to 409 and encodes 116 amino acids.
AUCUCUGAGAAACCCAAGACAAGAAAAUUUCUGUCUAGCUCUGUCUCUCUUUCUCUGUAUGUCAAUGGCUGCAGGAGCAAGAAGACAAGGAUUCGUUAUGGCGUCAAAUCUCCUGAAAGCCCUAACGGCUCCGUCACCUCUCUCAUCUAGCGCCAGAAGUUUCCGUAUGGUCAGCAGUGAAAUCAUCACCAGUCACACCGCUAAAUGGAUGCAGGAUACAAGUAGAAAAUCUCCAAUGGAAUUGAUCAAUGAUGUCCCACCCAUCAGAGUUGAAGGCAGGAUUGUGGCUUGUGAAGGAGACACCAAUCCUGCACUUGGGCACCCAAUUGAAUUCAUAUGCCUCGACUUGAACGAACCUGCUAUUUGCAAAUAUUGUGGCCUCCGCUAUGUUCAAGAUCAUCAUCAUUAGGUGGUCUUCUGGUUUGAGAAUGGUCUCUCAAAGAUUGAAUCCUUGCAUAACCGUGAUUGAAAGAUUACAAUUUUCUUUUCUCGUCAUGGCUUUUGAGUUUUCUGUUGUUCUGGUGUAGUGGUAACACUUUCUGCUGUUUAUUGUCUGCAAAUAAGAAAAAAAUAUAAUUGAUCCCUUAAGUCUGAUACGUUGAUCUGUUGAUGCAAUUCUAUUUCUAC